Messenger RNA from Hydra vulgaris (swiftwater hydra), 729 nucleotides. RefSeq lists its product as uncharacterized. Lineage: Eukaryota; Metazoa; Cnidaria; Hydrozoa; Anthoathecata; Hydridae. Gene Ontology annotation, biological process: phytochelatin biosynthetic process; response to metal ion. Gene Ontology annotation, molecular function: glutathione gamma-glutamylcysteinyltransferase activity; metal ion binding. The record is from RefSeq and is a predicted model, not a curated record.
AUGUUAUAUUUACCAAAUGAUGUACCUAAUGGCUUGAUAGGACUUCAAACGCAAAAAGGUCAGGAAAUGUUAAAAGAAACUACAAUCUUGAAUGAAAAUUUUAUUAAAAAAGAAAUGAAGGAGCAUAACAGAAAUUACUCCGGACCAGCCUCCCUUGCUUUUGUAAUCAAUGCCUUAUCUGCAAUGCAACAUGUAAAAUUUACUGAAGAAAUGUUAAACGAAAAUGACAUCAUUUUUGCUGAAAAAAAUGGAGUCAACAACUUCUUUCAAAAAAUAAAUGUCGGAAAGAAUGGAGUAACUCUUGAUGAUCUUUCAUAUGCUGCAAUGCUACUUGGAUUUGGUACUCAUUCUUUUUAUGCUCUUCAUACAAAUGAAAGUAAUUAUGAUGAGUCUAAGUUAAAAUCUCUCUUAAAAGAGAAGAAAUGGGAGACUUCGUUGAUAGAAACUGAAGAAAAAUUUCGUGAAGAAGUCAGAGAUUAUAUAAAAAGACCUGUUACAGGGUUAAUUGCAAAUUUUAACAUGAGCAAACUUGGCUAUGAUGCAGACUUUUGUCAAUUUAGUCCAAUAGCAGCUUACCAUGAAAAAGAAGAUAUGUUUUUAAUAAUGAAUGUUUGGCCAUAUACACCUUCUGCAUGGGUUAAAACAUCACUGUUGUUUGAUGCCAUGUCUUCAAUUGAUACUGGUUCAAAUUUACCACAUGGUUUUCUACGCAUCAAUGUUCUUGUGUAA